Messenger RNA from Trifolium pratense (red clover), 2338 nucleotides. Its product is annotated as zinc transport protein ZntB-like. The record is from RefSeq and is a predicted model, not a curated record. Lineage: Eukaryota; Viridiplantae; Streptophyta; Magnoliopsida; Fabales; Fabaceae. The transcript has 5 exons. Bases 576 to 1973 code for a protein of 465 amino acids. Gene Ontology annotation, biological process: transmembrane transport; metal ion transport. Gene Ontology annotation, cellular component: membrane. Gene Ontology annotation, molecular function: metal ion transmembrane transporter activity.
GGCAAAAUAUUAACAAUUUAACGCGUUUAAUUAAUUAUAGUUUUAAGUUUGAAUAAAUGCACUAAAUUUCCGGCAACAAUUUUCAGUUUAAAGACAACAAAUUUAUAACUCAGAGUUGCUGUAUCUUAGCGAAAAUAGAUAGAUAGAUAGAUUGAAAUUUUAGGUUUUAUUAGAUAUUUAAAUCCCAAUUGGAAGUUUCGUAGAACCAACCUCACAAACUACUUCAUUUUCAAUAUAUUCUCUUUCUCUUUCUCUUCCCUUUGAUUUUGUCACGUUUUGCUCUAUCCAGAUUCAAUUUCUAAGUAAUUCAAUUCAACAAGGGUUUGAUUCAUUUUGUGUAAAGUGAGGUUUUUUACAAGAUUUUUGUCAAGUUGUGUAUUGGGUCAUUUGAUUACCUUUCUGGGUUUUCAUUACUUUUAGUUAUUUUGGAUCAAUUUCAUAAAUUGAGAUUAUAAUGCAUGUGAGAUUGGGGAUUUGAAUAUUGAAGUUGGAGUUUCUGGAUCAAGUUGUUUGUUUUAUAAUAUUUUGUGUAAUUAGUGUUAGAAGAUUUGUUUUGGGGGUAGUUUGUGGAAGUUAUGGAACUAGCUAGGCAUAGAGUAAUGGAGAAUGGGGGAGCUGAGGAAAUGGAUAUUGGAAGUCCUGUGGAUGAGCAUAGAUAUUAUCCUUCUCAUCCUUUUGGUUUGGUGAAGAAGAGAGCUUAUAUAUUUGAUGGUUUGGGGAAUUUUUAUAAUAAGGAAUGGGAUCUGGCUGACCUUUAUCAAAAAGAAGAAAAGGAAUUGGAUGUGGUGGAAGGACGAGCGAAUGAGUUUUCUUGGUACCAUGUGGAACUUCCAAAAGGGAAUCAAAAGUUGGCGCAAUCUGCACAGGAUUUGAUUGAUGUUUUAUGUCCGCCUUUGAAACUCCAAGAUAUUCUUUCACUUGUUAGCAAUGGACCCUUUUGUGCACAUGUUGAUGGUGCACUUGUGUUUCGGGUUAAUUCGCCUGGCCCUCCUUCUAGUGAUUUUACAUUUAGACUUGCUGCUAGAGUUACAGAGAAUUCGGUGAUUACCGUGUCAUUGGGACGUGUUCCUCGGCUAGGUUUCUCACGCAUGGGUGAAUCAUUACUUUCAGAAAUUCCUAGAGUUGAAAGCUCCUCUCGAUUUAGUGGUCAGCAGAAAGAAGGAAGUGGGACAGUGAUUAAGGAGCAUGUUCUUGAAUUCUUAUUGACUAUGAAUCAUUCUGAGGAAGCUGACAAUCCUGUUCCUAGAUCUGUCUCAGAACUUGUUGUUCAUAUAAUUGACACACAUGUAGAUCAGCUUCAAGAUCUUGUGACAAAGCUUGAGAUGGAGUUGGACUCUGUGGAGCUUGAUCUGGAUAAAGGUGGUUAUGAUUUGAAGAAACAAAUGCUAGAUGAUAGAAGAUUCCCUAAAUUACAUAUUAAUUUGCAGCGGCUCCUGCAGGUGAUUGCCCAUGGAGAACAAGUGUAUCUUCGUGUCAAAGAAAAAUCCUCUUCGAAAAGAUGGUUUGCGAGCGAAGACAUUAACUCCCUUGAAGAACUAAUUGGAAGGUUGAGGAGGCUAAAGGAGAAUGUAGGGUUUAUAGUUAAUCGUGUCACAGCAAUACAGGCUAGUCUUGACAGUUGGCAGUCGGAGCAAAUAAACCGUAAACUGUAUUAUCUUUCAUUCCUUUCAAUAAUAUUCCUCCCUUUGUCCAUCAUAACAGGAGUGUUUGGCAUGAAUGUUGGAGGAGUUCCAUGGACAGGUCAAAAUUCACCAGAGAUAAAGGAUGGUUUUCGCAAUGUUAUGUUACUCUGUGUCGCUAUGCUUGUUUUUGUACUACUCUGUUUCCUUUUCCCAGCUCUUUAUAGACGGAUAGUUACUGGUUGGCGAGAAAAGAGAACUCUUGGAAAAAGCUGGUCACUGAACAAGAAGUCGUUGCUCAGGAAACCGUUAAGAAUAGAUGAUGCGGCGAGAGGGGGUUACCUUCGGAUUUAAUGGUGUUAGAGUGUCGGUUUCAUUUACUCACUUCUUCUGUUUAUAAGAAUGUAACACUCACUCACAAGCAAAAACUAUCUUAUCAGAUGGUUUUCUUCAAUGGCUCACACAGAAGAAACUUGUAAAACUGACAUUUAGUUGUCAAUAAAAGAAUCACAAGAAGCACAAAUGGAAUCCUCAUGAAGCACAUAUUUUCUGGCUGAUGAAAUGAGAGAUUGUGAUCAAGCAAAAGAUUUUUGCUUAUUCUUUCAUUUCCCCCCCCUUCUUGGGAGACAGGGUGUGUGAGCACAUAAACUUGUACAGUGUAUUUUUCUUUACAUGGUUAAGAAAUGAAUAUGAUUACAAUUUUCCUGCUCUUUUCAAAA